Cuscuta epithymum is the source of this 2084-nucleotide messenger RNA. The record is from the annotation of a GenBank genome assembly. NCBI's taxonomy places the organism in Eukaryota, Viridiplantae, Streptophyta, Magnoliopsida, Solanales, Convolvulaceae.
CCCGCACCGCCCCUCCACAUUAAUUUUAACAUGACCCAUUUUCGGACAUGCCCAAUGAUCCUCCUUUUCUUUGUUGUUUUUCCCCAGCCUUCACUUCUCGAACUUUUAUACUCCACAUAUCAAUUACUUUUAGUUUGUAUAUAUGCUUUUUUAGGUUAGAGGGAAGGAUAAAAGAUUUACAGCUAAAGGUGAUUGGGCGAAAUUACUGCAAGUUGCUGGUAAUUAAGAGAACAGUUUUGAACUACCCGUAAACAUUUCCUUAGCUUUCAGUACUUCACUCUUUCAGCUUCUGGCUAUGGCUCCUUCCUCUUCUUCUUCGACGCCCAGUUUUCAUUGUAUCAUGCCCAGCAUCUUCUACUUUAGUAUUGUUCUUACUUCUGGAUUCUUGUGUUCCAUAUCACUAGCUGAUUCACCCUUUCCUCAAGAAGCCCUUCCGACCAAAUCCGGCUACCUCACGGUGAACUCAACCACCGGCUCUGCCAUUUUCUACACAUUCUACGAAGCCAGGAACCCAAUUUCCACUCACUCGCAGACUCCGCUUUUGAUUUGGCUCCAAGGCGGUCCCGGCUGCUCCUCCAUGAUAGGAAACUUCUAUGAGCUCGGUCCUUGGCUAGUGUCCAGGAAAACCGGACGGAUCUCCUUAGAUCCGAAUCCAGGGUCCUGGAAUCGGAUAUUUGGCUUGCUUUUCCUCGAUAACCCUAUUGGAACAGGGUUUAGCGUCUCCGCAUCUCCCGAAGAGAUUCCUAGAAACCAACGCGAUGUCGCCAGGCAUCUCUUCAUCGCCAUCCAAAAGUUCAUAGCGUUGGACGCUGUUUCGUUUAGGACACGCCCGAUUUAUAUCACCGGUGAAAGUUACGCCGGAAAAUAUGUCCCGGCGGUGGGGUACUAUAUCCUGAAAGAGAACUCCGUUUUGCCACAGUCAAGUAAAGUGAAUCUGGCUGGUGUCGCCAUAGGGAAUGGCCUGACUCACCCGGUAGCUCAAGUGGCCACUCAUGCUAUAAACGCCUAUAAUUUAGGGCUAAUCAACGACAAGCAAAGGACAGAGCUGGAGAAACUCCAAGAGGCGGCCGUAGCUCUAACCGAAGCGGGGCAUUGGAUUGAGGCCACAAGUGCUAGGUCAAACGUCUUGGCGAGAUUGCAGAACAUGACUGGACUGGCAACACUCUUGGACUUCAGAAGGCAAAUUCCUUACGAGGACGCAAUUGUGGCCGAUUUCUUGAACAACAAGGAAAUGAAACGAUUGUUAAAAGCGAAGGAAGAUAUCACUUUUGAGACUUGCAGUAAUGAAGUCGACCAAGCUCUGACCUCGGACAUUAUGAAGAGUGCUAGGGAGAUGGUGGAGUUCUUGGUUCCGAACAUUAAGGUUUUGUUGUACCAAGGGCAGUGUGACCUGCAGGAUGGGGUGGUGUCGACGGAGGCAUGGAUCGAGACAAUGCGGUGGAAAGGACUCGGAGAGUUCUUGGCAGCCGAAAGAAACGUUUGGAUGGUGAAUGAAGAGUUAGCUGGAUAUGUGCAGAGCAAUGGGAAUUUGACCCAUGUUGUGGUGUUGGCUGCUGGUCAUUUGGUCCCUGCUGAUCAGUCACUGCACUCUCAAGCCAUGAUAGAAAAUUGGGUGUUGGAGAAAAGAUAUCUCUCACUAUGAAAGCAUUGAACUGAAAGCCUCCACAGUUUUAUUAGUCUAGGCAAUCCUAUGUAUACACCUCUUUUGUAUACCAAGUGUAAUUGCCUUACUAAUCCUUUAGAACCAUCCCGGCUACCACUUACCAAACCCAAAAAGUCACCGAAGUGAACGAAGAUCAUUCCACCUCAAGCUCUCACCUGAAGUGAACGGAGACCAUGUGGUCUCAAUUCAAGCACUCUUUCAUGGUCAUUGAUUUUACCACUCGGUCAUGGUCAUUGGUUUGGUAGACUUGAUGUUGAAAUUGUUGUUUGUGUUACUUCUAUUACUUAAAUGUGUCAAUGUACCAUUUCGUCUGUAAGUUUGAAUGGCAACACAAAUACCCAAUAGUUACCUAUCACAUCGAGUGAAUGGUGAAAAUAAACUUCUCAGGGCUAUCAAAUAAAAAGUUCUGUUUUUAACUUGU